UUGUUUUGUCAUUUGCCACUAGCACCACUGCACUAACAGGAUGGCAGAUUCAGAGUGGACGCGUAUCUUCCAGGCGAACGCAAAUGAUCUCAAAAAAGGAGACACCUGGCAUCUGGAGUUUGAUCAAAAUCUUGUGCCUAACAGCCCAAACAUGGGCUGGCAGCAGUACAUCAGGAACACAAGCGCAAGGUUCAAAUGCAGCAAGUGCAGAAGAGAGUGGCCUUCCAACCGGGUGAUGGUGGUCUUCCACAUGCGCCUGACAGACGGCCAGGGCGUUGUCAAGGUCCGGCCCUUCCGUCAAAACUGCAAGAAGUGCAGCAAAGCUCCGAUGGAGCGGCCCAGCAUCACCUCCGAGAACAUCAGCAUCCUCAUGGAGAAUCUGGUGGAGAAGAUAAGAAUAAAAUGCUACCAUGAGGACCUGGGCAAACCAUACAAGAAGUUUCUGGGCCUGGAUGUCAAAAGUCCACAUGAGCCUGCUCACUGCGAGGGCUGCAUUCAAGGCAUCUGUACAAAGGAAUGAACUUGUGUUUGCAUUCCUUUGUACACCAACCAUUUUCGUAAUUUAAAAAAAUAGUAAUAUAUAAGCAAAUAAUAGAAGCAAACUGUGUAAGAUUUGCCUUCCUGUCAUUCUGUUGCAUUAUAUUGUGCUGUCUAUCAUAUUCAUAUAAUAUUUAAGAACAUGUAAGCUUUCAUAUUAAUUCUUUUUGGCAUUCAACUGACUUUCUGCUCCAACGCAUGAAGCAAGUCAUCUAAAUAAAGCAUAUACAAACAAUAA
Epinephelus lanceolatus (giant grouper) is the source of this 775-nucleotide messenger RNA. RefSeq names its product receptor-transporting protein 3-like. Gene Ontology annotation, biological process: protein targeting to membrane; protein insertion into membrane. Lineage: Eukaryota; Metazoa; Chordata; Actinopteri; Perciformes; Serranidae. Gene Ontology annotation, molecular function: olfactory receptor binding. The record is from RefSeq and is a predicted model, not a curated record.